This is a messenger RNA of Colletotrichum phormii, 847 nucleotides long. RefSeq lists its product as uncharacterized. The coding region runs from base 106 to 630 and encodes 174 amino acids. The record is from RefSeq and is a predicted model, not a curated record. NCBI's taxonomy places the organism in Eukaryota, Fungi, Ascomycota, Sordariomycetes, Glomerellales, Glomerellaceae. The transcript has a single exon.
ACCUGAUCUAGAACUACACGUGGUGGUUUCGAUUCCCUCCCAUUCUCCGAUUCCGCCUCUCUGUUUCCUCCACACUACGCAUGACCCUGUUCCCCGCUGACAAGAAUGGGAAUCCAACAGAGGCUCAAGGGCGCCAUCGAUCGGACAAUUGCGGAGGAACAGGCUCGACAGGAGCAAGCACGACAGCGCAUCGAACCAGGAGGCACAGGCACGCCGCGCAGGUCCGACUCCACCUCGCGGAGCAACCAGUCGCCCGCCCGACGACCCCGUCCCAAGAAAGCGGCAGCCGACGCCGGCGCUAAAGACGACGGCGGGAGCCCUUCGAACCCCGACCCUGCUGUCUUUGAGGCGGCGUUUGCGCUUGACGAUAGCGAGGAGCCGAGCCGUGCUGGCACACCGAAGCCUGCGGCGGAUAAAGACGGCAAUAUGGACAAGAGCGAGGAGAAUGUAAAGGAUAAGGCGGAGGAGGGGCAGAAUGGGGACAAGGAGCAGGAGAAGGGUGCGGAGGGCGCUGCUGCUGCUGCUGCGCCGCCGGCUGCCGCAGAGCUGUCUCCCGAGGUUAAGAUGAAGCUUCGCAAGUUGGAGAAGCUUGAAAAGACGUAUCCUGGUGUGUACACCACUCGCACGUAAAACGCCGUGUUGGAGGUCGGGACGCUAACAUGAUACUUCAGACCUCCUCCGAUCGUAUAGAAUCGCCCACGGCCGCGCCACCUCCAUCGAGCCCUUUGAGCGUGUGCUUAAGGAACACACAAGCGUCGGGUCGAUCCGGGAACCCGAAGCCCUCGUCGAGUAUCUCAACUCCCUCAAGCAGAAGGAGCAGAUGAUUAUGGACGAGUACAAGCGGGUG